This is a messenger RNA of Micropterus dolomieu (smallmouth bass), 1217 nucleotides long. It is a transcript of the gene arl6ip5a, whose product is annotated as ADP-ribosylation factor-like 6 interacting protein 5a. The record is from RefSeq and is a predicted model, not a curated record. The transcript is spliced from 3 exons. Gene Ontology annotation, biological process: negative regulation of transport. NCBI's taxonomy places the organism in Eukaryota, Metazoa, Chordata, Actinopteri, Centrarchiformes, Centrarchidae. Gene Ontology annotation, cellular component: membrane. Bases 41 to 613 code for a protein of 190 amino acids.
GUGGUGGCAGUGACAGAUUAGUGAGGUGAGCUGGAGGCAAAUGGCUAAAGUAGAGCUGGCACCGUUCAGACGGUGGGACGACUUCUUCCCCGGCUCGGAGAGAUUCGCUAAACCAGAUGUGAAAGAUCUGGCGAAAUGGAACAACAGAGUUGUCAGCAACCUGCUUUAUUAUCAGACAAAUUAUUUUGCUUUGGCCAUCGUUGUUUUCCUCUUUGUCGGGUUCCUGAACCCUGUGGGGAUGUUCACAGCCAUGGCCGUGGUGUCGGCCAUCUUCCUGGGUGCAGUGUGGGCCGGAGAGAACGGCGCCGUCAUCAACAACUUCAAGAGGCAGAAUCCCACGGCGUUUGUGAUCGCGGUCAUGGUGGCCAGCUACCUCGUGAUCUCCAUGCUGGGAAGCGUCAUGGUGUUCAUGUCUGCAAUCACUCUACCUCUGGCUUUGAUAUUUGCACACGCUUCAUUUCGCCUCCGCAACAUGAAAAAUAAACUGGAGUACAAGAUCGAAGGAGCGGGACUGAAGAGGUCACUCAUGAGCAUUUUGCUGGAAGCCCUGGGUCAGCAAGAGGAGAACUUUCAAAAGAUCCAGAGCUUUCUGGAGGGAAAACUGAAGGAAUAAUUGGCCCUGGAAAGAAGCGCACACACAUGCACAUGUGUUCUUUUUUUUUUUUGGGCCAAAGAGCCUGAAAUUCUGAAUCUCCGUCUAAACCUCUGAAAGUAUGUUUCACAUGCAGUGUGUUUUAAAAGAAAGCUUAUAAUCUCAAGGGCUUUACCUUAACCUCAAUGUAUAUGUCACUCCACCCUGAACUUGCCAGGGCACUUUUAGAGUGAUAGGGGCAUCUCAGUGCUUCCUCACAUCUCUGCUAUGCAAUGUUUCAGUGUUCAAGUGCAGCACAGAAGAAGACUCUUUCCUAGGUAUGAAAUCUGCGUUUGAUCAGUCUCAGAAACGACUGUCAGUCCUGCCAGUUUACGCUCAACCAAAAACUGUGAAAGCAGUGCAAAGUGUUGUUUUGUAACAGAGAAUAAACUGUGAACACCCAACAUACAUAACAGCCAAGCUAUUCUAAAAACAGGAUUGUUGCAAGUUUCUGAAUGUCUCCUCAAAAAAUGUUAUGUAUGCAUUUGAAUGGAAACUUAUGGUCAUGCAAAUAAAGAGAGCCAGACAAAAGAGAAAGCGCUGCUUUGUCUUGAGCUAUGAAAUAAAUGUGUCUGUGAACCCAAAA